This is a messenger RNA of Porites lobata, 1044 nucleotides long. The record is from the annotation of a GenBank genome assembly. NCBI's taxonomy places the organism in Eukaryota, Metazoa, Cnidaria, Anthozoa, Scleractinia, Poritidae.
UUGCCAUGGAAAGAUUAGACGACUUGGCCCUGAGACACAUAGCUGCAUUUCUCAACCCUGAAGACAUUGUAAACUUAGGUAGAACAUGCAAGAGAAUGCACUCAGUAAUGCCUCAAGUUGUUUUGUAUGACGAGGAAUGGCGAGGAGAAGACUUUAAGAUCGACGGCCCUCGAGAUGGUCAUUUCUGGCCUGAAUUGUACUUUGACGGACCGGCUCUUUCUAGUACUGUCAAGAAAUUGAGUUUGUCCGUUAUUUGGAACGACCAAGGCUGGGGAAAUCGAAAGGGUGAGUUGUUCUUGAAAUUGAUCAGACGAGAUGGCAGUGGUGAGAACAUUGUAGCCGAACAUCGGCGAUUGUUUGGCAUCGCAGAACACAUGGAAACACGGGCAAGUGUUGUGAUUGAAAACCACCCGGCGGUUAAACAAGCAAGACCUGGAGAUUUCUACAGGUUUAUGAGAAACGCUGGAGGAGGAGGGGGACACAGUCUGACAGUGAGGAACUUUCGAGCUGUUGCUUCACUUUGCAAGAUUAUCUGAACAGGAAGAGCUUGCUGACCACAAGUAUCACAGCAUUUGGGAUGAAAAUGAUAUAGCAGAUGCUCGUCGCAAAGAAGAUAUAUGAAUAUGCAUGACAGAUUAAUGAAAAUACCCACACCUCAACAUAUGGCUGGGUAGGGAGGGGCAUGUGUUGAUUAUUUUUGAACUACCCUCCUCACUCCCCAUACUACCCAAAUUAAAAAAUGUAAUAGAAAAAUAAUGAAUCAAAUUUCUUUUUGCACAAUAUGCAAAAAAUAUAUUCUGCCAGAGGGUUUUCAUUUGAAUGGUAAGACCCCACAAUUUCUUCAUUAGAUUAAAAAGUGAUUGGUGGAUCUUGUUUAGUAGAACUCCAGAGUUAUGCAUUGUUAAAGUGACUAUUUAAUUUCCCAUAGUUAGGCCCAACUUUGGGUAAAUGAUAAGAUUUUGCAUAGGUCAGUCUGGUUUCAUAUAAUUGAUGAAAAUUAUCCAUUAUGUUUUUUAUGUAUAGAAGGAAGUAAUAUUAUUGUAA